Gekko japonicus is the source of this 1156-nucleotide messenger RNA. RefSeq names its product synuclein gamma (gene SNCG). Gene Ontology annotation, molecular function: cuprous ion binding. Lineage: Eukaryota; Metazoa; Chordata; Lepidosauria; Squamata; Gekkonidae. The record is from RefSeq and is a predicted model, not a curated record. Gene Ontology annotation, biological process: synapse organization; chemical synaptic transmission; synaptic vesicle endocytosis. The transcript is spliced from 5 exons. Gene Ontology annotation, cellular component: cytoplasm; neuronal cell body; axon terminus. Bases 272 to 799 code for a protein of 175 amino acids.
UGAGCGCAUUGGCUGCGUGGCGGAGCACCUCAUCAAUAAGAGCUGGCACGGGCGGUGCGCUCCGCCAGAAUCAGCUUGCAAACCGGCGGAGGAAUCAGAGAGACCUCCUCACCCAGCAGUCCAGACUGCAGAGAGUGAAGCAGCAGCAGCAGCAUCUACCACCCCCCUUCAGAGGUCUCGAGCCCCCCCCAAGCCCCUCUGCAGGUGUCUUCCCCGCACACUCUCUCUCUCUCUCUCUCGCACGCACACACACGCAAGCAAGCAAGUCGGCAUGGACGUCUUCAAGAAAGGCUUUUCCAUCGCCAAGGAGGGGGUGGUGGCAGCAGCAGAAAAGACCAAGCAGGGAGUGACGGAAGCGGCAGAAAAGACCAAGGAAGGAGUCCUUUAUGUAGCGGACAAAACCAAAGAGGGAGUUGUGCAGAGCGUCACUUCAGUUGCGGAAAAGACCAAAGAGCAGGCCAAUCUGGUGGGCGAAUCUGUGGUAUCCAGCGUCAACACGGUGGCAAAACAGACUGUAGAAGGAGCAGAGACUGUUGUAGCCAGCACUGGGGUUGUUAAAAGGGAGGAUUUGGAGCACCCCGAGCAUCCUGGGGAGGCACGUGCUGCCGCCGAAGACGAUGCCCCAGUGGAAGCCACAGAAGCCAGUGCCGAGGUAAAGCACAGUCACAGCCCAGCUAACCCGAGAAUCCUUGGCUGGUCUGGGGUUGUUCUCGCCAUCUAUUGUUCUUUCCUUACUUUCUCUGUGCUGAGCUGGUUUCCAUUUCUUUUCUGCAUACAGGGUGAAAAUGAAGGCAAUUAACCCUCCUCGGGUCUUCUAGUGUGAAAAACUGAGACUCCUGGGAAUAAAUACAGAAAUGGUAGCUGGCACCAGAGCAGGGAAAUCACCCACAGCCUAGGCUAACUUCAUUCAGCACUCCAGUCUUUUUCAGUUGCCUCAUUACCGACACAUCCUAGAUGUCUGGCAGACUCCCAGUCACGUGUUGUAGGGUAACUGUGCGCUGCGCACCUUGUGUCCCUCCCUUGCCAUCCGCUGUUGUGGCUUCCACCCUUGCCCCUCUUCAAGCCUUCCGAGAGUGCCACGUUGGUAGCUGCGGUUUGGCGCAGCUGUGGUCGGAAUCGCUGGUUAAUGUCUUCUGCCCGUUAGCAUCAGCACUCA